Messenger RNA from Nerophis lumbriciformis (worm pipefish), 3621 nucleotides. RefSeq names its product BRCA1-associated ATM activator 1 (gene brat1). NCBI's taxonomy places the organism in Eukaryota, Metazoa, Chordata, Actinopteri, Syngnathiformes, Syngnathidae. Gene Ontology annotation, biological process: DNA damage response; cell population proliferation; positive regulation of protein phosphorylation. The record is from RefSeq and is a predicted model, not a curated record. Gene Ontology annotation, cellular component: nucleus.
CGAUUCACAAAAACCGGAAGUAUGGAGGAGAUGCAACAAAGUUGUACAGCAUGUGGAUGGGGCAGCACACGCGGCAUUCACGUUGGUGUUGUUAUCCUUAUAGAUAUAAGUUAGUGAAAUUACGCCGGAUAUAAGAACGCUCGCCAACGGAAGAAAAAGGAAGCCAUUCGCCGGUACAUUAAACUAGAUUUCCCGCGAGAAGAAGACAGGACAACGUUUUUAACUUUAAUCACCGUUUAUACGUUGUUAUGUAGUCUGUAGCGUCAUAGCAUAUCUGUAAAUAGCAGCCUGAUAUUAAUUCGACAACUCACACAUGGCUAUGGAUAAAGAGUGUAUGUUGCUGCUGCCCAGCGUGUGCGCACUACUGGCGGACUCCGACAAGCCUCUGCCGGAUGACACCAGCCUGGAGAAACUUCUGGACCGUCUAACGGAACUCUCCGAGGCUGUUGAAGGCGUGUCUCUUCCGGAGAGCUGUCCAUGUCUGCUUGACUUCCUCUCCGCUGUGACCCACAACACCACUUGUGACCCCAGCAUCCUCUCCUUCGCUCUCAAGCUCGGCGGCCUGAUGGCGGCCACGGAGGACGGCUUCACAGCUGUGCAGGAGCGCUCCACGCUGGACUUGUCCUUUAAGGUUCAGCACUGGCAGGAUGCUGGGCUGUGGGAGGAUCCAUGUGUUCGCAUUGGAUGGAUUCACGGUUUUAGAAGGAUGCUGCUGCACCCGAAGGCGCUUUGUUUCUUUGUGCUGUCAGAUUCUACAAAGCCCCUUUUGCAGCUCCAGAGGGAUGCCAGUCUAUUUGUGGCUUCGGCUGCCAGCCAGUUGUUGGCCCACAUCCUGCUCACCUAUCAGGAGACCUUGCAUGAAGAAGAUGGCAGCACGGAGUCACAAUACACACAUGUCAUCCAGCAAACCACAGACUACAUGAAGGCGUCUCUGCCACCCGAAGACCGCACACAGAUAGCUCCAAGUCUGCAGGUCCUCCAGCUCCUGGCCAUGAUCCUGAACCGGGCUGGUCCUCCUCUUCGGGACCAGCUGCUCCAGGCCGUGUCAGGCUCCCUGGAGGAUGUGGUGGAGGUGGGCUACAGUCAGCUGACACCAGCGCUCAUGGACAUUAUUAUGUCUGUGUACAGCUCGGACAAGGAUGGAGGCGCCCCGCAUCACGCCGUCAGCCGUCUUCUGUCCGCCAUGUUGAACGCCAACAAGGCUGCUGACCUCCUUCACGCUGCGGCCGCCUUUCUCCAUGGAGGCCAUCAUGAUCCUGUCAACACAACCCUGGCAGUCAAAGUCCUCCUGAUGCCUCUCCAUGUUUGCACUCACAACUCCCUCCUGGCCACAGUGUCUGCAGGAGACGAGCAUCACGUACUGAUGGCGGCGCAGCUGAAGAGCAAGAGCGCCUUCGUCUCCCUCAUUUGUGUCAGCCUGAGAAACGCACCGCAAAUUGCGCUGAUGCCUCCCGAUGUCCUCCCGUGUCCCCCGGCUUCCAUCGUCCUGGCGGUGGUGUCGCUGUUGAGGGCGUGCAGCGGCCACCACUCCUCUGGCUGCAGUGAUGAGGCCUUCAGGUGUCUGCUUGCCAGUGGGAAAGUUCAGAAAUGCGCGUUGGAGGUUCUGGCGUCGCUCAGCAGCAGCCCGGGCGCUAACAACACAAUGAAGUCUGUGUUUGAAGUUCUGAUCCAGUAUAUGAAGAACCCUGAUUGGGACCCGACAGUUCUUCACAAGUCCUACAAGGCCUUCAUACAGUGGAUGAACAUUUGCACGUCUUUUCCACAGCAGCUCAGAGAAGAUCUCAUGACCACGGUUCAGAAGCGUGUCUGUGACCCGCGCUGGGAGGUAAGAGACUCCAGCGUGGAGUUGUUGGGACAGCUGGCCGGCGUCCUCGCCCUGAAAUCUGAAGACCUGCCCAGCACAUCCACUCCCCUCCUCAGGGCGGCGCUGCAGGACCCCGAGAGCUACGUGAGAGCCAGCGUCAUCGCUGCACUGGCGAGGACUCUGGCGCCCAGCUGGCAGCAGGGGGCGGCGCCGCAUCAGGGACAGGCCGACUUAGUGCGCCGCCUGCUGGACAUCCUCAGUGAGGACACGGAAGGCUUCGCCAGGCGGGCUGUAGUCCGCUACUUCAUUUCCUGGUUCUCCUCCUCGCCGUCCUCCUCGCCGCUCCUCCUGGACUCCGUGCGCUGCGUCCUAUCUCUGGGCAGCGUGGAUCUGGACUGGGAGGUCAAGGUCCACACUUUGGAGCUGGCCGAGCUGCUGCUGGACUCGGUCCUCUCGGGCCAGCCGGGUUACGGCGAGAACGGGGUCGGACGGUCCUACGAGCCGGCGCGCGCACUUCACACGCGCACCAACGGGCCGGACGCCACUUUGGACGCGGCGUUAGGUUUCUUAGUGGAUCAAGGCGUCAUCUCCGCGCUCUUGCGAUGCCUGGUGGACUGCGAUCGACCCGUGGGACUGAAAGCCAGUCGCCUCCUGAUAAGCAUCAGAGACACGGUCUGCCCCCUGCUGGCCGACGGCGGAGAUGAGAGGACCGCCAUGGCGACCUGCGUGUCCUGCGUGCUGCCAGAGGAGAUCAGAAAGAUGCUGGAGAGGACGCCCGGUGACCAAGACGGGGACCACCGUGUGGGCGUGUGCCAGGUGUUGACCUCGCUGGACUUGGACCAACGAUCGGUUCUUCUGAGCCAAAGCAGCGACCACGUGCACAACUCCUUCCUGUCUCUGCUGCAGGACAUCAUGAGCGCCCGUGCAGCCCACAGCCACACGGACGCGGGUCAGGAGGUUGUAGUGGACUGCUACUGACACCUGACACGCCCCCUAGGGGUCAGGAGGUUGUCGUGGACUGUUACUGACACCUGACACGCCCCCUAGGAGUCAGGAGGUUGUAGUGGACUGCUGCUGACACCUGACACGCCCCCUAGGGGUCAGGAGGUUGUAGUGGACUGCUACUGACACCUGACACGCCCCCUAGGGGUCAGGAGGUUGUAGAGGACUGCUACUGACACCUGACACGCCCCCUAGGGGUCAGGAGGUUGUAGUGGACUGCUACUGACAUUUGACACGCCCCCUAGGGGUCAGGAGGUUGUAGCGGACUGCUACUGACACCUGACACGCCCCCUAGGGGUCAGGAGGUUGUAGUGGACUGUUACUGACACCUGACACGCCCCCUAGGGGUCGCCAGCACCUAAUUCAAUUCACGCACUUAGGUUUUUAAAGAGAUGAAAUAUGAAGCAGCAUAUUUUUAUCACGCCAUUAAAAAGAUAAUCAGCCUGUUGUUGCGUAAGUGAGUGAACCUCGCUGUUACAUAAGGAGAAAUAAUGAAAUGUGAAGUGUGGUGAGUGUAUUUAUAGACCUGCCUUGUGAAAAAAGAUAAGACUUGAUGCGCUCGUUCAUCAACGUUUAUUUUUGUAGCCAGCUCACCGGCAUGUACCUAACAACAAGCAUCAUUGCUAGUACAUUACUAUGUUUAUUUUGUAAUAUCAGGGUUUUAGGAGGGUCUAAUUCAAUUGAGGUGAAUUUAAAGUCGACUGGCAAGUGACCAUUUGAGGUUUUGCAGAGUUUAUACUUAAUAAAUUAGCUUUUAUAAAAUUGUUUGAAUUUGAGUUAUUUUUUGUAUAUACAAUAAUUACAAUUUAUAUUUA